AAGACACACACAGGAGCUUCCAUCUGGCCACAUCAAGAAAAAAUGUCAAUGUCUACUUUUACACUUAACUGUUUCUCAGAAAUUGCGCUUAAGAGAGAUGCUCCCUAAGAAGUCAUGAGCAAAUAGUAUUGCUAAGCAUUUUUAGUAUUCACCCAGGUUAAACCACUGAUUUGCAUAAACAUGCCUAUGUUUGUAGAUGUGGGCUGUGGAGGAGAGAAGAGGCUCCGGGACCUUAUAAUUAGUUUAAAUUUGUACUUUUCAGUUGAUGACUGUGGCCUUGGAGAACUACCUCAAUGGCAGUUUUCUCAUCUGUUGUGUGGAGAUAUAGUGCCGCCACUGAACAAUUAUAAAGAGAAUACAAUAAAAAAAAUCUAAUACUAACUUAGAGUUUAUCACAUGCCAGGCACCGCGCUGAGAAUUGCCUCAAUUCAGUUGUUAGGACUGUUCUUUCCCGCGGGGAAGCGGAGACCCGGGUUCGUUCAAGAUUUGGCUUCACCAGUAAACCCACCAACGUGACCGAGGACGGCAUUGCUGCUGGAGGUGUAAUGGACAUUAAUACUGCUCCACAAGAGGUGCUGAAGACCACCCUCAUCCACGAUGGCCUAGCACGUGGAAUUCGUGAAGCUGCCGAAUCCUUAGACAAGCGCCAAGCCCAUCUUUGUGUCCUUGCAUCUAACUGUGAUGAGCCUAUGUAUGUCAAGCUGGUGGAGGCCCUUUGUGUUGAGCACCAGAUCAACCUCAUUAAGGUUGAUGACAACAAGAAACUUGGGGAAUGGGUAGGCCUAUGUGAAACUGACCCAGAGGGUAAGCCCCACAACGUGGUUGGUUGAAGUUGUGUAGUGGUUAAGGACUGUGGCAAAGA
Messenger RNA from Oryctolagus cuniculus (rabbit), 862 nucleotides. The record is from RefSeq and is a predicted model, not a curated record. Lineage: Eukaryota; Metazoa; Chordata; Mammalia; Lagomorpha; Leporidae.